Messenger RNA from Fusarium keratoplasticum, 711 nucleotides. Its product is annotated as Ribosome biogenesis regulatory protein. Bases 115 to 711 code for a protein of 198 amino acids. Lineage: Eukaryota; Fungi; Ascomycota; Sordariomycetes; Hypocreales; Nectriaceae. Gene Ontology annotation, molecular function: protein binding. The transcript has a single exon. The record is from RefSeq and is a predicted model, not a curated record. Gene Ontology annotation, biological process: ribosomal large subunit biogenesis; ribosome biogenesis; ribosomal large subunit export from nucleus. Gene Ontology annotation, cellular component: nucleolus; nucleus; preribosome, large subunit precursor.
CAACGACAAGAGGCUGGGUUUGCGACGAGACAUUCUCCCGAUCUUAAUACUCGCAUUUCUCAACGUUCAACACAUCCCACCGCACGAAUCGCCAUCCAUAAAUCACAAUUCACAAUGGCGCUCCCCAGCUCCAGACCAAAGCUGCCCGUCGCAGUCGAAAAGCCCACACCCUACACCUUCGACCUAGGCCACCUCCUCGCCGAGGACCCCAACCCCGUGGACCUCGACAAGUCCGAACUUGAGCAGUCCCUCGCCGAGCUCGCCCGUGACGGCGCCCAGUCCCUCAUCAACCAGCUCCUGACGACGUGCCCCCUCAGCUCCACCCCAGAGGGCGUGCUCCUCUCCCUCCCGGCCCCGAGCACCCGCCUCCCGCGCGAGAAGCCCGUCCCCGAGGCCAAGCCCCCGACAAAGUGGGAGCGCUUCGCCGCCAAGAAGGGCAUCAAGCCCAAGACGCGCGAGCAGCGACGCAACCUGGCCUACGACGAGGAGUCUGGCGAGUGGAAGCGCAAGUGGGGCUACAAGGGCCUGAACAAGAAGGGCGAGGACGACUGGUUGGUCGAGGUCAACCCCGAGAAGGAGAUGAACAGAAAGGAGGGCACCAGCGUGAGGGGCGACGGCCGGAGGGAGCGCAAGGAGAGGGUCAAGCGCAACGAGCGCAUGAUGCGCAAGAACGAGAGGAAUGCCGUCAGCAAGUCCGGCAAGAAGAAGUAG